Molecule: messenger RNA, 1281 nt
Organism: Penicillium arizonense
Lineage: Eukaryota; Fungi; Ascomycota; Eurotiomycetes; Eurotiales; Aspergillaceae
Product: NEDD8-activating protein UBA3
Exons: 6
Coding region: 1-1281 (426 amino acids)
Biological process (GO): protein neddylation
Cellular component (GO): cytoplasm; nucleus
Molecular function (GO): NEDD8 activating enzyme activity
Source: RefSeq, a predicted model, not a curated record
AUGAACCCGGAACCUACAUUCGCUACGAACGAGCAGAGCCGAUGGAAGUCCCUCUAUAAUGUCCUGAGCAAGCCUGGCCCUUUUGCCGAUGAGGACUGGGUCCCUGGCCAGGAUACCAUUGAUGCUCUGGAGUCAUCAAAAAUCCUGGUGAUUGGAGCUGGUGGACUAGGAUGCGAAAUCUUGAAGAACCUGGCUCUGUCAGGAUUCAAAGACAUCCAUGUCAUCGAUAUGGAUACCAUCGACAUAUCGAAUCUUAACCGGCAGUUCCUCUUCCGCCAGGCAGAUAUCGGUAAGCCCAAAGCUGAGGUUGCCGCCGCUUUUGUCCAAAAGCGAGUCAAGGGUGUCACCAUCACACCUUACGUCGGCAAGAUCCAAGAUAAAGAUGAAGAUUAUUACAUGCAGUUUAAGAUUAUCAUUUGUGGUUUGGACAGCAUCGAAGCUCGGCGCUGGAUUAACUCUACACUGAUCUCGAUGGUCGAUAUGGAGGAUCCUGAGAGCUUGAAGCCCCUGAUCGAUGGCGGAACAGAAGGAUUCAAGGGCCAAGCCCGUGUCAUCCUACCCACACUCUCGUCAUGCAUUGAGUGCCAACUUGAUAUGCAUGCUCCUCGUCCAGCAGUUCCUCUCUGCACCAUUGCCACCAUUCCACGCCAGCCUCAACACUGCAUCGAAUGGGCGCACCAAAUCGCAUGGCAAGAGAAGCGAAAAGAUGAUACCUUUGAUAGUGAUGACAUGGAGCACAUCUCAUGGGUAUACAAUGCUGCUCAUGAACGAGCGCAACAGUUCCACAUCCACGGUGUCACCUUCCAAAUGACCCAGGGUGUGGUCAAGAACAUCAUCCCAGCGAUCGCUUCAACCAAUGCCGUAAUUGCCGCGUCUACCACGUCAGAGGUGCUCAAGAUUGCUACCUCUUGCAAUCCUUAUCUGAAUAACUACAUGAUGUACGCCGGCGAGGAAGGAGUCUAUACUUAUACUUUCGAGGCGGAGAAGAAGGCCGACUGUCCUGUCUGCGGAAAUCUUGCUCGGAAGAUGGAUGUGGAUCCUAACAUGACAUUGGGCGAUUUCAUUGAAAGCCUCGGCGAGAAGGCUGAGUCUCAACUGAAAAAGCCUAGCAUGCGGACUGAAGAGAAGACCCUGUAUCAGCGCUUCCCACCUCAGCUCGAGGAACGGACUAGACCUAACCUGUCACUCAAGCUGAAAGAGCUGAUCGAGGAUGGCCAGGAGAUCGCUGUCAGUGACUCGGCCUAUACCAUCGACUUCCGUUUCCGCCUUAACUUCAACUAA